AUGGCGACACAAAUUUCUCGGCUCAACCUGCCUGGAUAUGGGACUUUGGCAGAAUUUUAUGAUAACCCUCCAGUUGGGCAAAUCGUAACUGACAAUCCUGGCAGCGAAUCCACUGCGCCGUUGGCAUCAAAAGUUCCUGCAGAUGAACGUCGACUGCCUCAGCUCAUCGUCCAGGAUACCCGAAUGUGCCAGGAUAUCACAGAAAAGACACGUACAAGCCUGGGCACCGUGACAACCCCGGUACAUAAUCUUGGUGCUGCGCACGCUGUUGCAGAGAUGUUGCUGCACACAAGGACAGGAGAUGAGACAAUGAACAUUGAUGUGUUCACCCAUGCCAUAGGCUAUGUACGGGCAUUUGUGCAGAUAGCGGAUGACUUAGGGCCGGCCGAUAUCCAAUCAGUGCCGUGUCAAGAAGAAGGGGGCGUUCGUCCGAACCGGAAAAUUCAACGCGACGGGAGGGAUAUAAUUAUCAUUGAGCAUAAGAGUGUCGCAGCUUUCAAUGGACAUGCCAGCAAAAUUGUGGGAAUGGCACAAGAGAACAAUGGUCAAGGAACGAAGUUGGAACUUAAAUCCUAUGAAACCGGCGAAAGGUCAAUUGUCUUCAAGCUGGGAAAGCAUAUGAUCGACUGUGAUUGUUCAUGGGGGUUCUUGAUCGGUGGAAAUGAGUUUCUGGUCCUCUACCUGAAAAAGAUCUUCGAAAACCAGGAGACAUAUUACCACCUUGUGCUUUCUGACCUGCAUCUUGCGUAUCCGCCAGCAGCGCCUCGAGGUGCCCCGUCACUAAUACAGGUCCUAAUUGCCUUGCUUCUGAAAAAGCCCUCUGCAAUCGUAUACAAGCCGCCAACAACAGAAAUUGUUAUCAGAUACCCGACACGUACUCGAUCAAGGGAAGAGCAUCCAAUCCAAAGACCACCAAAGACACAAGAAAAACGGAACGCGGGGAAACCGGCGGCGAAAUCCAGGGCGGCGAAAUCCAGGGCCAGUCGGUGA
Molecule: messenger RNA, 990 nt
Organism: Histoplasma capsulatum G186AR
Lineage: Eukaryota; Fungi; Ascomycota; Eurotiomycetes; Onygenales; Ajellomycetaceae
Exons: 2
Coding region: 1-990 (329 amino acids)
Source: RefSeq, a predicted model, not a curated record